Erythranthe guttata (spotted monkey flower) is the source of this 726-nucleotide messenger RNA. NCBI's taxonomy places the organism in Eukaryota, Viridiplantae, Streptophyta, Magnoliopsida, Lamiales, Phrymaceae. The record is from RefSeq and is a predicted model, not a curated record.
AUGGAAUGGCCUGCAGAUUUUCAGUAUUCUCCUUUGGAGGAGUCACCACUGCAUGGGAUCGAAAUCGACAAGGGUGCUGGGUGGACUUUUGAAGAGAACAAAAUGUUUGAGAAUGCUUUGGCUGAAAUUGAUCCUUCUUCUCCAGCUUUCUUUGAAAACGUCGGAUCAAGGGUUCCUUGGAAAACCAUUGAAGAUAUCAAAAACCAUUACCAAGCAUUGAUAGAAGACGUUGGUCUGAUUGAAUCGGGCAAGUUUCCGAUUCCAGAUUACGAGCAAAAUAAUGUUUAUCAUCACCUCGAAGGCAAAAAAUAUGAUCAAAUAGAGUCCAUUAAUAAAGACGAGGGAUCUCCAUCUACAAAAAAUGGCCAACAACGCCGAAGAGGCGUUCCAUGGACUGAAGAAGAACAUCAGUACAUUAUUUCUCAUGGGAUUGAACAAGUAUGGGAAAGGAGAUUGGAGGAGCAUCUCAAGUCAAACCCCGAAACACGUCCCUUCACUUAUUCCUCUUCUCCCUUCCUUCUCUCCACAAUCACGCACGCCCCACAACCUCGCUUCGUCUUCUUCCUUCCUUCUCUCCACAACCACGCCAUAAUCUUGCUCCACAACCUCGUCGUCUUACCGGAUGACCACACCAUCUCCGCCCUUCUCCUCCUCGGCAGCCGCCCCUCUCUUUUCCCACCACCAUCGCCGCCCCUCGUUACAUACUACCAGAUCUGUCCAUCUUGA